CAUUGGCCAGCCCACCGCCGCCCUGCCCCCGCUCAAAAUGGCGGCCGCGUGCGGCCCAUGGCGGCCGCUAUUACAUGUCUGGUGGUUCCAGCGAGCCUGGGGACUGCCACUGAGUUUCGCCGCGGGCUUGGGCCGGCGAUCCAGUACUCACGCCCGGAGUGACGGCCUGUACUCCAGCACUGCCCUCUAUGAGCUGCUGGGCGUCCCCUCCACGGCCACGCAAGCGCAGAUCAAAGCGGCAUACUACCGGCAGAGCUUCCUCUACCAUCCGGAUCGCAACUCCGGGAGCGCCGAGGCCGCCGAGCGCUUCACGCGCAUCUCCGAAGCGUACCUGAUCCUGGGCAGCACCACCCUGCGUCGCAAAUAUGACCGAGGUCUGCUCAGCGACCAGGACCUGCGCGGACCUGGUGUCCGGCCGUCGAGAACACCCGCGCCUGACCCGGCUCCUCCCCGCCCUCCUCCCUCCACCGCUCGGGCUCGCGCUGGCGACCCUCGUCGCACCAUGUUCGACUUUGACGCCUUCUACCAGGCGCACUACGGAGAACAGCUAGAGAGAGAGCGGCGUCUCCGGGCCCGCAGGGAGGCCCUUCGCAAAAAGCAGGAGGACCAGGCCAAGAGGAGACUCGGAUGGGAUGAGACUCGAGACGUCACAUUCCUUAUCAUUUUUUCUCUCAUCUUCAUCUUCAUCGGCUUUCGUGUUUAAUCGGUGGAGGGAAGGGAGAGGACCACAAGAAACUUGCACUUCUGUUCCUUUGCACCUUGGUCUAGGAGUGAAUUGACUGCUUCUCCCUGGGUCCCCUUGACCUUUCUGGUACCCAUCUAGCCUGGCAGGUGACCUACACACCCCUCCCUAUGGAACAGUACCCGGGAUGAAAACCAGAAACAUUGCUUGCCAGAGUCCCCUGGGGGCCUGCUUCUUUCUAGAAGUUGUCUCCCAGAUGUCAGCUUCCAGGACACUUGCUCUGCUUUUAUCCCGAAGCCCUGAGCAAGAUCUGUCUGCCCCCACUGCCUCACGGUGGUACCAUUGGGGCGCUCCCUCUGUAACCUUUAGAUCGUGCAAUAUGACCUGUUGUCAGCUGCCAAAAGAAUGAUUGUUGGGGCUUGUAUGAAAUGUGUCUUUUUUAUGUUCCCCCAAACCCCGGGUAUGAUCAAGGAUCCGAAGGUGGUCAGCAAAGGCUAAGGAGGUAACUCAGUGGUUCAGUGUUAGCUUGCAAAGGGACUGGGUUCAAUCCCCAGCAUCCAUCCUUAUGGCAAAAAAAAAAAUGUUACUGAAAGCUUGCCAUUUUUCUCGGGAUUUGGCCCACACCAUUUUUGUCAGGUGGGCAUGGGAAGACAAAGCCAUUUAGCUGAGGAGUGUUCCUUUGUAUUUAUCUAGUAGAUGGCCUUGGAGGAAGACACUGUGGAAAUAACAGAAAACUAAAGAAUUUGCUCUCUUGAGGCCUCAC
Nannospalax galili (Upper Galilee mountains blind mole rat) is the source of this 1445-nucleotide messenger RNA. It is a transcript of the gene Dnajc30, whose product is annotated as DnaJ heat shock protein family (Hsp40) member C30. Lineage: Eukaryota; Metazoa; Chordata; Mammalia; Rodentia; Spalacidae. The record is from RefSeq and is a predicted model, not a curated record. Bases 38 to 703 code for a protein of 221 amino acids. The transcript has a single exon.